CCAAUCACCCCACAAACUAAUCUAAUCCAAUACAAUAAUCCAAGAAUGGUUAAAGCCUCUACUACUACUAGUGCUUCUACUUGUGGUGCAGCAAAGUACACAGGUGUUAGAAAAAGGAAAUGGGGGAAAUGGGUGUCGGAAAUCAGGCUACCGAAGAGCCGAGAGAGGAUCUGGUUAGGGUCGUACGACACCCCUGAAAAGGCCGCUAGAGCCUUUGACGCCGCCCUCUUCUGCCUCCGUGGCAACACCGCCAACUUCAACUUCCCUCACCAACCUCCUCACAUCCCCGGAGGCAGAUCGCUCCCUCCCUCCCAGAUACAGGCUGCUGCUGCCAACUAUGCCAACCACCCUCACCAAGAUUCAUCCUCCUCCUCCUCCUGCUGCCAUUCGCCUGUCGUCUCAACGGAUCAGGGUGACACUUGUACUUCCCCUGACUUCACUGGCUAUAUGAAUUUACUUGAUUUCGGGAUAUAUCCGGGAUUUGAUGAUUACUUCUUCACAACAACACCGCCUACCACCGAGGAGGAGGACCAAGACAUUAGUGAUGGAAUCUACUCUCAAGACCCAUCCUUCCUCUGGAACUUUUAGUUCCAUCAUUCUUCUUUCUUGUAGCUAGCUCCGGAAAAGUUUUAGUUGCCGGAGUUGCUAAUAGUUUUAUUUUCGGGCUGGAGAUGGACCAGUUUUUGUUCAUGGGACUAAUCUCAAGUUUUGGCCUUAAUUCACCAUCAUCUUUUAUGCAUUA
Molecule: messenger RNA, 742 nt
Organism: Helianthus annuus (common sunflower)
Lineage: Eukaryota; Viridiplantae; Streptophyta; Magnoliopsida; Asterales; Asteraceae
Product: ethylene-responsive transcription factor ERF017
Exons: 1
Coding region: 46-588 (180 amino acids)
Biological process (GO): regulation of DNA-templated transcription
Molecular function (GO): DNA-binding transcription factor activity; DNA binding
Source: RefSeq, a predicted model, not a curated record